CAGCUCGCCGGCACGUUAUUCAGUCAGUGUCCAUUCCGCAACCGGUACUGCCGCCGACACACCGCGGUAUUCGCCAAUAAAUCCGAAGCCGCUACAAACGUCGUAAUCAGUUCGCGCGCAAACCUCUCCGUGUGUCCUCCGCCCGGUCAGCCGCCGUCGCGUGCACAAUAAACCGUCGUUGACAUCGUACCCAUAGUUUGCUUUUUUUUUUUUUUUUUUGGCCGACAACAACUACACAGGAUACGGUUAACUGUCCAGCAAUGAUGAGAGCUGCAAAAAAGUCUACAUCGUAUUGUAAUAGAUAACAACUAUCAUUAAUACAACAGGAAUGAGAAACUUUGGGAGAUCGUCUUUGUGGACCGUGUUGUUGUUACUGUUGAUGUGGUUCGAGAGCAACGUUACUGGUGCCUACGACGACAGCGAUGAGAAAUCGUCUGCGCCCGGGAAGGACACGCCUCACUCGCGGCAAAAACGUCUGCUGUGGAUCACCACGGACGGUCGACUGGCCUUGCCACCCGGCACCAGACUGACCAUAACGCCAUCGUUGUCCCUUCCGUUCGUCAGGUAUCCACCGGACGGGUUCCUGUCCAACAUGUCCAUCAGCUUGCCGUUCACCAUCGAUUUUGACGCCCUGGGACUGACCGACAACCAGAAUCCGUUUGGCGCCUUUCCGCCGAUACUGGCCAGGAGCAUGGGCAGGCAAGCGGGCGUGAUGCUCUCCGACUACGUGGCUAGCCUGAUGGACGGCCGGAGAUCGACCAGGUCCGUGCCCACGUUACCCAAACCGAUACACUCGUACUUCCAAGGAGGUGAAAGAGCUUUGCUGUACACCGUAGUGGAAGACCUGUUGACGAACUUCGGGAUGGAUGGCAGAGCGUGUCUCCUGCGAGCCAUAUGCGAAGUUCACGGACACAAGUCCAUUCACAAAUUCGGUUUCAUCGGCGAAUUUCUACAGUUGUUCCUGACGGCAAGUAGAUCAACGUACGCCGAUUUGAUGGAGGAUUACGUGACCGCCGAGACAGUUGGGAAACGCAGUAAAGAAUGUUACCCGUACUUUAAGGAAUGCCCAAAAUCGUUGUUUACGUACAACCAUAAUUAUUCGAAAAACGAUUUGUCACCGGAGGACGAAGGAGAAGAACACGAUGACGAAUCGGUGCUGGCCGACGAAGAUGACAACAACAUACAGAACGACGGCGAUAACGACGUCGACCGGAGGAAGUCGAGCGGCGGAUCAAAAGUGACGGUGAAUCCGGCACCGUUGGCCAUGUGACCCGGUUAAAACGCGAGUGUAAAUAAUCAUACUCUUCGGCUAGUAACGAUCGUGUUGCAAACCGUCCGUCAACCGCGGAUUUCGCUUUUACGCAACAAUGAUAAAAUGUGUAUCGACCGUGAAAAAAAAAACUAAUUAUCCUUUUCACCCCUUAUCAAUUAUUUCAUCCCAUUCCGGUCCGCAACCGGUUCCUUUCGAUUUUUCUUCGUCCCUGAUUCAGUACUUACGGUUUUCUCCGUCGCAUUGUGGCACUUUAUCGAUAAUAAUUGUUAAGAUUUAAUAACACGUCGCGAGGCAUAGCUAUACCCGUUGACUGCGAUUCGGCCGCGAACAGCGGUUACGGUAGGAAACCAAGAACUAUUAGAGAACCGACAAAAAAAUUACCGUUCAACUGAAACGACAAAUAUACGUUUUUUCCGACGCGCUCGUUCCGCGACCGUGAAAUACUUCUUGGGAAAUGCAGUUUUCCGCGAUUACCAAACCUCAACACCGUAUAGUAAUAUAUAGGAACGUGUAGUAAUAUAUCAACGAUUUUCUGUGAUACAAAUAUCAGCGUAUUUCCGGUGUAGCAUUAAUCAUUAUUUGACAACUUGUACUGAUUCUUCGACCUCACCAUAUCAUUAAACGAAUGCUUUGAUUCACGCAUCGUCUGUUCGAAAUAUACUUGAAUUUGCAGCUGCUAUAUUGUGUUUCUUUACUAGACGAUUCAUUAAAUUUCAAAUUUUUUAAUGAUUUAAUGAUAUUAAUUUAUUUUUUCUCCGGGUAAAAUGAAAAACACUUUCAAAACGGUUUGCGAGCAAAUCGUUUAAUUCUUCGAGCGUCCCGUCAACUGCUAGCAAUAAUCCGAAUCGACGCCUCGAUUAACUUACAAGCAUCAGUUGUGAUUCGGUAUACUAAUAUACUGCAGUCGACGGUCGCUAGAACACCACGGUUUGUUGACCGAGAAAUAAUUGUACUCUCAACCGUCAGUCCCGGCUUCUGAUUUUCAGCCGUUACUCUUUUCGGAUGGCUCUAUAACAGAACUUUCAAUAAAAUAGAAUUUUCAAAAUGAACAUAUAAAAUGGAAACGUGAACGUUCCUUUGUGUCAGUUUUAUGUAGAAAUGUUCGAACAUAUUCCUCUGAUCGGAGGGAUGUCACUGAUUGUUGGUUGUUGGUUCAUUCAGCUGUAAAUCACUCGUGUAACACAACGAAGUUUAUCAGCUGACCACGUUUAAACGUUGGCGUUUAAUAUUUUUUAUUUCAUUCAUUUUUAUACCUCUCCUCCCCUCAUCAGCCUUACCGAAGGUUUCACUUCCGCUGUGCCUUACAACGUUUCACACCACGAAUAUCGUUACAUAUUUUAUUAUUGGUUUUUUUUAUUUUUAUUAAAUAAUAAUCAUUAAUUUA
Molecule: messenger RNA, 2657 nt
Organism: Sipha flava (yellow sugarcane aphid)
Lineage: Eukaryota; Metazoa; Arthropoda; Insecta; Hemiptera; Aphididae
Exons: 7
Coding region: 329-1270 (313 amino acids)
Source: RefSeq, a predicted model, not a curated record